This is a messenger RNA of Panonychus citri (citrus red mite), 2155 nucleotides long. Its product is annotated as exportin-7-like. Gene Ontology annotation, cellular component: cytoplasm; nuclear pore. Gene Ontology annotation, biological process: protein export from nucleus. NCBI's taxonomy places the organism in Eukaryota, Metazoa, Arthropoda, Arachnida, Trombidiformes, Tetranychidae. Gene Ontology annotation, molecular function: nuclear export signal receptor activity. The record is from RefSeq and is a predicted model, not a curated record.
GAAAAAUUCAAUCAAAUGGAAUCAAAUUCAGUUGAAUAUUGUAUCAUUGGUGUCCAAAUAUUAUCUCAAUUAACAUGUGAAGUUAAUCAAAUUAGUGGAGAUGAGGCAAGUCGGUCAAUAGCAAAACAAAGGAAAAUAGCCUCUUCUUUUCGAGAUACACUUCUUUAUGAAAUAUUUCAAAUAUCUCAUGACUUUUUGAGAAGAGCCUUGGAAAUUUGGAAAAAUACCAAUUUUGAAGAUACAAAUCAAAAAACAUUGAUCCAUCAACUUCUCCGAUUAUCGCUUUCGUGUCUAAUAUUUGAUUUCAUUGGCACCUCACCUGAUGAGUCUUCUGAUGACCUUACGACGGUCCAGAUACCAACAAACUGGAAACCAGCUUUCCUGGAUUUUAAUACUCUUCAACUCUUUUUUGAUCUCUACCGGUGCUUACCGUCAGCUUUAUCACCUUUAGCUCUCUCCUGCUUGGUUCAAAUUGCUUCAGUCCGCCGAUCACUGUUCAGCAAUCAAGAACGUGCCAAAUUUCUGAUGCAGUUAGUCAAUGGUGUUCGAUACAUAUUGGAAAAUCCUAAUGGACUAUCAGAUCAAAGUUGUUAUCAUGAGUUUUGUCGCUUAUUAGCUCGUCUAAAAUCCAAUUUCCAGCUUAGUGAGCUUGUCAAGGUCGACGGUUAUGCUGAAACAAUCGCACUUAUCACCAAAUUCACCGUAACAAGUUUACAGAUGUGCCAAUGUCCACCCAAUUCGAUUCAUUAUUUGUUGAAUCUUUGGCAAAGAAUGGUGGCAUCUGUACCUUACGUUAAGGCCCAAGAACCGCAUCUUCUUGAAACUUACACACCGGAAGUGACCCGAGCCUACAUUACGUCAAGAUUAGAUGCAGUAGCUCGGAUUGUUAAUGAAGGUUUAGAAAGUCCUUUUGAAGAUAUUGGAAUGAUUCAACAGCAAUUAGAGCAAUUAUCGACCAUAGCUCGUUGUGAAUAUGAAAAAACUUGUGCACUCAUCGUUCAAUUGUUUGAUCAAACCGCACAAACAUACCAAGAGUUGUUACGUGCUAAUCCAUCACCAAGAGUUGAAGUGACAAUUGCUGAAGGACAACUCACAUGGCUUGUUUAUAUCAUUGGUGCUGCUAUUGGGGGUAGAGUCUUUUUGAAUAGCACCGAAGAACAUGAUCAAAUGGAUGGCGAAUUGGCUUGCAGAGUAUUACAGUUGAUGCAGUUAACUGAUGCUCGGCUAGCUCAAGGUGGCUUUUGUGAGGAGUUAGAGUUGGCAAUUCUCAGCUUUUUUGAACAAUUUCGUAAAAUUUACAUUGGAGAUCAAGUUCAGAAAACAUCAAAAGUAUAUCGUCGCCUAUCAGUAUUAGGACUAAGCGAGGAAACUCAAGUUCUCAGCAUAUUUGUUAGAAAGAUAAUCACAAAUCUAAAAUAUUGGGGUGUCAGUGAAAUGAUCAUCUCGAAAACUUUACAAAUUCUCAAUGAUUUAUCCGUCGGCUACAGUAGUGUACGAAAACUGGUCAAACUAGAGGAAGUUCAGUUCAUCCUAAGCAACCAUGCAAGUGAUCAUUUCCCAUUCCUGAGCAACGCUGCUCCAAUCAAUCAGAUGCGAUGUCGAUCAACAUUUUACACAUCAUUGGGUAGAUUGUUGAUGAUCGAUCUCGGUGAAGAUGAGGAGAAAUUUGAAGUUUUCAUGAGGCCUCUAACCGCAGCCUUCGAUGCUCUUGGAUCAAUGCUUCUUUCACCUGAUCCCUCAAUCUAUGAUACAGAGGAAGCAAAGAAAGCUUUAAUUGGAAUAGCCAGAGACCUUCGUGGCCUUGUCUAUGCAUUCAAUACCAAAACCAAUUAUAUGAUGUUCUUUAAUUGGAUUUAUCCUGCUUACACUCCCAUUUUCCACCGAGCCAUCGAUCUAUGGUAUCAUCUACAUCAGGUCACUACACCAGUUCUUAAAUUGAUGGCUGAACUUGUUCAAAAUCGCUCUCAAAGGCUCCAAUUUGAUGUAUCAUCUCCAAAUGGUGUUCUUUUAUUCAGAGAAACAAGUAAAAUGAUAGUCAACUUUGGAAUUAUUUAUUCUUUUUCAAAAAAGCCGCUUCUCUUGAACUGACAAAAGCAGCUCAAUGUAUUGACUUACAAUCAGCUGGUGAUUUAGAUAGAGUUUAAUUUAUCUUGUA